This is a messenger RNA of Polyodon spathula (Mississippi paddlefish), 5864 nucleotides long. RefSeq lists its product as uncharacterized. The record is from RefSeq and is a predicted model, not a curated record. The transcript is spliced from 15 exons. Bases 2261 to 4315 code for a protein of 684 amino acids. NCBI's taxonomy places the organism in Eukaryota, Metazoa, Chordata, Actinopteri, Acipenseriformes, Polyodontidae.
UAAAUCUUAAAGAUUCUACCAGUAGAGAUUUAGAAAGACACAGGGUGGCAUUUAUGAUCUGUUUUUAUUUUGUCGGGUAGCUACAUAUGGGAGGGGAGGGGAGUGGUUAUGCCAGCCAUGUCUAGAUUGGCUUUUCCGAGCUGAUUUUUCUGCCCACAGCUGGUCUGCUGAAUGUUGGGAAUGCCGGACUGCAAGCACCUCUGUAGUUUAGCCAACCAAUGCUAGUUCAAGACGUGUCUCUAUGUCUCUCAGCUUCUUUACUUUAGUAACAGCUGACUGUGAAAGUGUCUGGCGCUGUAGGGAGAGAUGCCGUUCCCACAGAGAAGUAUCACUCUCCCUUUCAACAUUGGUGAUACUGUCCUGAUUUAAGCAUGUGUCAGUAAAUGCAGCUUGUGUGUUUUAACACGCAGAGGCCUAAUUGUUCUGACCGCAAAACUUUGGCAAAAUCUCAGUUUCCAGUGAAAGUUUGUCUACCUAAACCUUUCCGCCUACACACUCCAUAAAGUUUUAUAAAAUUUUUUAUAGUACUGGACGUAUAAGUCUUUGGAUUAAACCUGCCUGUAAUUGUUUUUUACACACACUUAUAUUUAUAUAUUCAAUAAGGAAUUAAAUUGGUGACUACUUUAUAAGCCUUAAAUACUAUGGUUGUAAAAGAAAAGGGUUAUUAAACAUCAUUUGCCAAAAGUUAUGAAAAAUUGUGCGUAUGCCUAAACAUUAUUUAACUUGCUUAUCCAGAAACCCUGUUGGAUUCUCUUUCAGCAGUUCGCCAACAAAGGUCUUAUUUGUUUCUUUAUUCCUGUGUCGCUCUGAGAUGCAGUUUCGCUUUCUGAAUUUUAAAGCCUUUAUUCUUUUCAUCCUCAGGAACCUAGUGGCAAAUUCCACAGUAGUUUUUGCUACAACAGAUGCUUUUUACUUUCCAUUGAGACCAGAUAGGUACAUAGGACCAGUUUCUAGGUCAUUCCCCAGCAUGGAAAUGAAACCACAAGCUCUGGCCAUUACAAAGAUGCACAUUUAAACAAUAGAUGUAAUCUAAAGGUCAGAAUGGUGUUUUACAUACUCAGAGAAAGCUUCUGUAGUAACGCAGUCAAUAUUGUGCCCAUACAGUGUUAUGUAAUGUGUUUAUAUUGUUAGUGAAGCUUGACAGUCAUUAUAAAGUUUGUAGUUGGGGAAGCGUUUUAAUAACUGUGGUGUUUUUAUUGUACUGGUAGCAGGCAAGAAGCAGAUGUCCUACGCUUUUUGUAGUACCAGCAGACUGGAUAGCACUCUCCAUUGACUUGGGGAAUACUUGGUGGCUUAGGGAGGGGACAAUAUCUAUAGGAUGUAUUGAUAAUUUCAUAAGAGUUCUGCAUGUUAGGAGGGUACUAUUUAUUGACAAAGAGUAACUUGCAUGAGAAGGAUACAGUGUUGACAACUUUUUCACCAGCUGUUGCCUUGUUUUUCCGGGGCUAAAAGAGAAUGUAUUAUUUUUAAAAUGGUUUAGAGUUAAUAUUGCUCAGUUCCACAAGCUUUGCACUGGAGUAAAAAAAAUAAUAAGUCUUUAACCAUCUGAACAUUCAAUUUAUUAACCUGCAUUGCAUAUUUUAUUUAAAUCUUUUAUAGAAUUUUGUUUGGCUUGUUGGUUUUGAAAUGCACAUUUAACAUCUAUUGAAAACAGCACUGUAGUGACGUUAUUUAGUUAGUGUGAAUUUGGUACAUGUUCAGUGCUUGUCAGAAAGAUUCGAUUCCUCAUCCUGGCAAUUCUCACUACUAACACUUGUGGGAAGAGGUGGGGUAGGUACAGUUGUAGGUUCACCUUACUAGUAAAUGCACAGUUGGUGGUUAAUUAGAAAUUAUGAUUUACUUUCCCAUAUACAAAGAUACAAAACAAUCCUUAAUUGUCCCCAACUGAGGAUACAUUCUCAGUGACAGAGAUAUAGUAGAGGCAAGCAUGUGUGUGUCAGACUUGCAUUUUUACUGUAAGUAUUUACUGCUAGUGAAUUGCAUGUCCGAUUGUGUUUUUUAAAAUAAUGUUUUUUUUUUUUUUAACAGGAUCAGAAUGAGUAGGGUGUAAAUGGAGGAAACUGUCUGCCCAGAUGUGUCUCUUUUCACAUGUGCAAACGAUGUUGAUCAACAUGGUGGUCUACUUUUUCAUGAUGCUAAUAGUUCUAAUUUUGUAUUUACAGUACGACCGUGGCGGGGGACCUUUGUUGCUAACAGUCUUGCUGCUCGUGAGUAAUAAUGGUAUGAGUGGGCAUCAGUAGAGAAUAAUCCACCGGAUGUCAUGCUAAAACAGAAAGACCAGAAGGAUGCAGAAUUGGACAAGAAGAUUGUGGCAUUAAGAAAAAAGAACGAGGCCUUAAUGAAGAGAUAUCAAGAAGUAGAAGAGGACAAAAAGAGGGCAGAACAGGAGGGAAUGUCUUACACCCCUCGAAAAGAUAAAGCAGAGGACCUGACAAUAACUAUUAAAAAGUCUCCCCAUGAGACCCGAGUUGUGAAGAAGAAGCAGGGGACAGGGUGUCCUCCCAGUCCGAGAGGUGUGAGUGAGCUUGAGGAUGCUGAUGUUAAAGACCUUUUGACUCUGGGCAGAGGGAAGAGGAUGCAGCUGCUGGUGACAAUGGCGAACAAGACAAAGGGUAAAAGAAUCGUAAGUGAGAAACAAGGCCUAAACUGUCCUUCCAGCCCAGGGGGUCUAAAAGAUUUCAACAACGAAGAGGAACACAGACUGUCUGUCGGUAGAGGAAAGCAAAUCCAGCUCACAAAGACACCGAACCACAGAGCAAAGAAGGAAGAGGGAACAAAAAACCUGAAUGAUGAAUCUGAAUGGCUUGCACAGUGUCACCUUUAUUAUAAGCAUGGCAGAGCUGAGAAGGGUCCAGGAUGGGGAUUCUCAGACAACCUACAGCAACCUGAAGUGGAAAGUGAUCAGAAAAACCGCGGGAGAGGGAAUGCCCGCAAAAGUGGAGGUUCCAACAUUGACAAUAUUGCACAGGAAUUCCAGAAACUGAACCUGGACAGUGAGCAACAGGAUGCAAGGUGGCAUGAACCUAAGAGCCCUGCAGACCUGUCCGUACCCACGUCCAGGCAAGAACAAGAGGAGUACAGUCGCUGGAAAAAAGAGCGAGAACAGAUCGACAGAGAACGUGUGGCACGCCACAAGAAUACCAAGGGUGAAUGGAAACGUGCCUGGGAUGUAGAUAAAGCAGAAAAUAUGUAUGGAGAACAAUUUCUUGAGGAGGUUGACCCUAGAGUGGGAAGAAAUGCAAGCAAGUUUAGAGCAAGAUUUCCCAACCGUGAAGCAAGAUGUGGCAUGCAGCGAAGUGGAGGGAAGGGUUGGAGAGUUGUGCCGACAGUAAGCAGCAAAGCCAAGGGAAAGGACCGGCUGACAGGCAGGGCAAAGAGGUGGGAUUCAAAAGAGAAAGAGGAACAUUUGCAGGCUAUUGAAAAGUUUUCUAAAGACUUCAAGGGAGAGGAAGACCCGGAGACUUGGGGAGAUCCAGAAGUAGAUGAAAUUCUGCAAGGGUGGCAGCUGAACAGAGACUGUAAGGAGAAUGAAUUGUUCCAUGAGAAAACUACAGGCCUUUCCAAUGGUAAAACUCAUAAAGAACAAUUGGUACAAGGAAUACCAAAACCUAAAAAUGUUUUUAGUGAAAACCUACCGGAGUUAGCUUUUGAUAUGGAGGACAGCAACACCGUCCUCAAAGAGGAAGCCAAGGCAAAUGGACGUAUGAUGGAUGGUGACGCUAUACUACAAACAAGAAGGGGAAAUGUUGGCAGUUCACCUUCUGAAACUUAUAUGCUGGGUGGUGGCUCAACCCAGAAGACACAUGGCAAAGCUUCUGUAGACACUGGGAUUGUGAAGAUAAUGGAGAACGAUUUAAAUAUUAGAAGUGAAUCCUUAACGGAAGCUCAAGAACAUCUAAGCCCACAAAGCUUGCAUGACUGUAAGAUUCAGGAAAAUGAUGUCUCGAGUGCUGUGCAAGGUGCUGACUUGACUAGUAGCAGAAAGUUGAAUGAGGAGACAGGAGAAGCUCCUGUGCUCACCGGAACCGCAGAAACUGAAAAAGCAACGCAGAGUUAUGAAUUUGGAGUAGAAGUUCCAGAUGAACCAGGAAGGGAUUGUACUAGUGAUGAUUCACACUUUCACUUGUUUAAGGAUGAGAAACCAGACGCUAAUAAGAAGAAUAAUCCAAGAAGUGUGGAAGGCAGUAUUGAGUCCAGUGUUUUCAUGAUGGGUUCUGACUCUGGAGCUCCACUUACAGCCCCUGAGGCUAGCAGUGUCAAGGCAGAAGAACUUGGGAAAGUCUUAAGUGAAGACAUUGAAACUACUGUUCUUUAAUUUGCCUUUUGGUGAAAGGAAAAAAAAUGUUAAACACAACACAAGUGAAACCAAAAAAAGAGAGAAAUGUAUAUGGUUUAAGAAAAAAAAAAAGUUAAGUUUUGUUUCUGUUUUGGGGGCUUUUUGGUUUGGCUAAAAGCACUUUAUAUUGUAUUAUUUAGAACCGUUUAGAAUAUUGCAUAGCGUACACAAGCUAGGAAAAAGUCAUUGGGCAAAGGCAAUGGCAAAUUUCCAGACAGCAAUAAAAUAACUUUAAUGGUAAUCUAGAACAAAUUAAUGUAUAUCUUCCUUUCUACACCUAGGUUGUUACAAUUACAGUGGUAUUUGUUCCUCAGAAAAUGUGUCCUUCAAAUAGGGCGCAUUGUUUCUGUCUUAGGGUGAACGUUUUACUCUUUUGCUGAAAGAGCUAUUAAAUGCAACAUAAUCAACGCCAGUUCUGGUGACAGUAUAACAUCCCUUAUUCAUACAACAUUAUUUUUAAUGCACAGCAUUCUGGUUGGCACUGCUACAAAUGUAUUUCUUUUUUAUAUAUAUAUAUAUUUUAAAUUGUACAAAAGUGGGAAUUUUGACUCAAUGUGGAAUAUUAAGGGAUACUUUUUUUUUUUUAAUUGAAACUGCAUCUUGUUUUAGUGCUGCCUCUUUAUAUCAACACUGUGAAACUGUAGUUGAGUAUUUUGUGUUCCACCUUAUAGAAGUAAUUGCUAGUGUGGCAUUAUGGGUUUAUUAGGUAUCAUUAUUACCUCUUAUAAUGAGGGAGCACUGUUUAUUAUCAAGUUCAUUCACACUUUAUAAUAAGGCAAAUUCAUAUGAUUAAUUAAAAUACCAGGACAAUGGGUUGAGUAUAAUUAAUGAAUUAAUUUUUUUGGCUGUAAAUACCUAAUGAAUUCCAGUGGAAUGUCACAGUAGUAUCACUUAUUCUGUUGGAAUUCAUGUUGAUUUGCAAAUGCUAGUUUAAAAGCAUUACUAUUACUUAAUUUUUCUCCAGUGGCAUUGCAGUAAUGUAGGACUGUUUCAGUCUCAGAACUCUGCAUUUUACACAGCCUUUUAAACAGAUAUAUCUAACAGUAUCUGAUUCUUCUGGUUUUGAGUGAAACGUAUGAUGUCAAGGGUACAGUAACUAUUAGAUUUAUUCAACCUUACCCUGCUGGGAUAAGCCACAGAUUGAUUAUUUUAGAGCAUUUAACAGCAUGGGUAAUCUGUCUGGCAUAACCCAGGUUUACCACUAAAAAUAAGUGGUUGAUGGAAUCCAGGGUGAUUCUGAAAUGUUGUAAAAUAUUUUAUAGGUGGAUCAAAUCACCCCUUGAGUCACAUGCAAACAUUUUGGAUUGUAACACCAAUGAAGGCAUUAACCAAAACAUCUGUAAAAACUGAAGGGCCGUUUUAGUUAGCAAGCAGGAAAUACACACACACACACACACACGCACGCAUACGUUUUUGAAUUUAUGACAUCAACAUGGAUUUAGUUUAUCUCCACUUUAAAAUGAGCUCAUUUUGAGAUUACUAAUUGUAACAUUUGCCUAGAGUAAAAUAAAUAUUUUUUUUGUCUGUU